GUCACACCUGCAGAGAGGGGAUUAUAAUCCUGACACACCUAUAAAAAAAAAAGCUUCUUUCUUGAUGUGGCACAUGCUAACGAGGCUAAUACAGAGCUGCGCAGCUCCGAUGGAGGCCGGUUGCAAAGCAGUGGUGCAUGUGUUGUUGUUGGCCUUGCUGGCGCAGGCGGCCUUGGCUCAACACUGGUCAUACGGAUGGCUGCCAGGUGGGAAAAGAAGUGUGGGAGAGCUGGAGGCCACCAUCAGGAUGAUGGGUACAGGGGGUGUGGUGCCUCUUCCCGAAGAGGCGAGUGCCCAAACCCAUGAGAGACUUCGACCAUACAAUGUAAUGGAUGAUGAUUCCGAUCAUUUUGAGCGAAAGAAAAGGUUCUCUUAUAAAUGA
This is a messenger RNA of Phyllopteryx taeniolatus (common seadragon), 382 nucleotides long. RefSeq names its product gonadotropin-releasing hormone 3 (gene gnrh3). Gene Ontology annotation, biological process: multicellular organism development. The transcript has 4 exons. The coding region runs from base 65 to 382 and encodes 105 amino acids. Gene Ontology annotation, cellular component: extracellular region. The record is from RefSeq and is a predicted model, not a curated record. NCBI's taxonomy places the organism in Eukaryota, Metazoa, Chordata, Actinopteri, Syngnathiformes, Syngnathidae. Gene Ontology annotation, molecular function: hormone activity.